AUGGCAGACGAAGACGCGCCUCCAGAGGUGCAUCACUACAGCAGUUUGCACGAAGUGCCUUGGGACAUCCAAAACUACUGGGCACAACGCUACCGGAUCUUUUCCAAGUACGACGAUGGUGUAUGGUUGACCGAUGAUGCUUGGUUUGGCGUCACACCAGAACCAGUCGCCAACCAAAUAGCUUCACAGAUUGCCGAAUCAGCGCCUGCUGGGCGCAGGAUUCUCGUGGACGCCUUCGCUGGCGCAGGCGGAAACACCAUUGCAUUUGCCCUGACCGGAAAAUGGAAACGAAUCUACGCGAUUGAGAAAAAUCCUGCUGUCCUUAAGUGCGCAAAGCAUAAUGCGAAAAUCUAUGGGGUGGAGGACAAGAUCACUUGGUUUGAAGGCGAUUGUUUCGAGAUUCUAAAGAAUCAACUUAAAGAACUGGCGCCGUACAGUGUCAUCUUUGCCAGCCCACCGUGGGGAGGCCCAGGAUAUCGUUCAGAUCAGGUAUUCAACCUGAAGACCAUGGAGCCAUAUUCCCUCCAAAGAUUGUAUGAUGAAUACUCAGCAUUCAGCAAGCACAUGGUUCUUUACAUCCCAAGGACAUCUGAUUUGAAACAAAUUGCAAAGCUGGUUCCUGACGGUGACAAGGCUACAGUAAUGCACUAUUGCAUGGAGGGUGCAAGUAAGGCGCUGUGUAUUUUCUAUGGGGAUUUCAAUGUGUCAUGACUUAUGGUUGCUAUUCAUCUGACAAUAAUUUCAUGAAAUGUAUUUUUACUUCCAA
Messenger RNA from Penicillium vulpinum, 766 nucleotides. Its product is annotated as RNA methyltransferase. NCBI's taxonomy places the organism in Eukaryota, Fungi, Ascomycota, Eurotiomycetes, Eurotiales, Aspergillaceae. Bases 1 to 711 code for a protein of 236 amino acids. The transcript is spliced from 4 exons. Gene Ontology annotation, biological process: 7-methylguanosine RNA capping; 7-methylguanosine cap hypermethylation. The record is from RefSeq and is a predicted model, not a curated record. Gene Ontology annotation, molecular function: RNA cap trimethylguanosine synthase activity. Gene Ontology annotation, cellular component: nucleus.